Molecule: messenger RNA, 3191 nt
Organism: Lagopus muta (rock ptarmigan)
Lineage: Eukaryota; Metazoa; Chordata; Aves; Galliformes; Phasianidae
Gene: COL10A1
Product: collagen type X alpha 1 chain
Exons: 3
Coding region: 1078-3102 (674 amino acids)
Molecular function (GO): protein binding
Source: RefSeq, a predicted model, not a curated record
AAUCGGAUGACUAUUUACACCAUCCACCCUUAUCUUCAAGAUUUAAUUUUCUAAUCUUUUUCUUUCUUCUAGGACUGUGGUAGAGAUUGAAAAUAAUCCUAAAAUCAAAGUUUCCCUCCACUUAUAAAUGAGAAGUUUGUGCUGGAUAUAAGCAUCAUAUAAGAGAUGUUUUGUCAAUAAGAUAAAAAAAAAACAACAACAACAAGAAAAUGGGAUGAAAUUGGAAUUCUAUGAUGUAUAGAAUGGAAGAAGCAUUUAAAAGAUGAAAUACUCAAAUCAUCUAAAUAAGACACUUGAAUAAAUUCAGGAGUGGUAACAGAAAGAAGAAAAGAUCUUUAUUUGAGAAUAUUCCUUUGGAUUCCUGACAAAACACUAAUUCUUUGGACUUAUGUAUAAUUCCCUACUUAACAGGGAAAAACAAUCAGAUGUUAUAUCUUGCUUUUAAGUGUGGAAGAUAUUCAAGAAUUGGAAAAAUGGGUAACAGGUAUGAAAGUAUUUGUAAGCUUAUAGCCCCAUUUUGAAAUCUGAGUUUUGCUACAGCAAUAUGAAUAUGCCCUUUUUGUCCUAAGAAGCUUUUUGUUUUUAUUACAGAACAUAUACAGUUUUUUGUUUUUAUAUUUUCUAAGAAGCCUAUGACAUUAAAAAGACAUACCAAAUACAUUUCAUGCUCCUCUAAUACAAAUAAGCAAGAAACCAGGGGUUAAGAAAGCAAGAAUCUGCAGUCCCCUUCCACCUCUCAUAUAGAGCCGUUUUCCUCUGGAAAACAAAAAAUUACUCCCUCCUGGAACUGAAUCAGAAGGCAGAUCUGUCAUUCAGUAGCCAGCAUAUGAUUCAACUCAGCUUUUCAAAAAGUUAAAAAGACCAAAAGCCACCAAAAAAAGCUUUUUGAACCAAGAAAGCUGCAUCAUUUUAACUCUUCUGAAAUGCCUGCUGCGCACUCCUGUGAAUCAUGCCUGCUGCAAGAGGAGCACCUCUGAGUUAAGAAGGCAGUUGACUUUCAGUGACAGCUGGCAAGCAGACACUCCCUCUACCAAAGGGACAGCCUUCAUUCAACUGGAAGUGGACGGAUUUGGAAACAUGCAUUUACAAAUAUCCUUACUGCUGCUGUUUUGUCUAAACAUCGUCCAUGGUAGUGAUGGAUACUUUUCCGAGCGAUACCAGAAACAGUCCAGCAUCAAGGGGCCACCACACUUUCUCCCAUUCAACGUAAAGAGUCAAGGUGUGCAGAUGAGGGGUGAACAAGGUCCCCCCGGUCCCCCAGGCCCUAUUGGACCAAGAGGACAACCAGGUCCUGCAGGAAAACCAGGCUUUGGAAGCCCUGGUCCGCAAGGUCCCCCUGGUCCCCCAGGACCACCUGGAUUCUCCACUGUUGGAAAACCAGGCAUGCCAGGUCUACCAGGGAAGCCAGGAGAAAGAGGAUUAAAUGGUGAGAAAGGAGAAGCCGGACCUGUUGGGCUCCCAGGAGCAAGAGGGCCACAAGGACCCCCUGGCAUUCCUGGCCCUGCAGGACUGUCUGUCCCUGGAAAGCCAGGACCACAAGGACCUCCAGGAGCUCAAGGGCCAAGAGGCCUCCCUGGUGAGAAAGGAGAACCAGGUGUUCCUGGUAUGAAUGGACAAAAAGGAGAAAUGGGAUUUGGUGUUCCAGGCCGCCCAGGUAGCAGGGGUCUUCCAGGCCCACAGGGACCCCAAGGCCUCCCUGGCCCUGCUGGGAUAGGGAAGCCUGGAGAAAAUGGCCUUCCAGGUCAGCCAGGUAUGAAAGGUGACAGAGGUCUACCAGGGGCACGUGGAGAAGCUGGUACCCCAGGCCCCCAGGGUCCACCAGGAGAACCUGGAGAAGUUGGCAUUGGCAAGCCUGGGCCAAUGGGACCACCAGGACCAGCAGGCAUCCCUGGAGCCAAAGGAUUCCCUGGACCUGCAGGCUUGCCUGGAUCCCCAGGUCUCCCAGGAUUUGGAAAACCAGGAUUGCCAGGGAUGAAGGGACACAGAGGACCUGAAGGACCUCCUGGUUUUCCAGGACCUAAAGGAGACCAAGGCCCAGCUGGUGUGCCAGGAGAACCAGGUCCUGCUGGGUCACCAGGAAAUAUGGGCCCUCAAGGACUCAAAGGCUUGCCUGGUGAGAAUGGCUUACCCGGACCCAAAGGUGACAUGGGUCCUGCAGGCCCUGCAGGAUUCCCAGGAGCCAAGGGUGAAAGAGGUCUACCAGGAUUAGAUGGAAAACCAGGAUACCCAGGUGAGCAGGGUCCUGCUGGUCCUAAGGGACAUCCAGGUCUCCCUGGUCAAAAAGGUGACACUGGCCAUGCUGGCCUACCUGGCUUGCCUGGUCCAGUUGGACCACAAGGAGUUAAGGGAGUGCCAGGUAUUAAUGGUGAACAAGGCCCAAGAGGACCUUCCGGAAUACCUGGGAUCAGAGGCCCCAUUGGUCCCCCUGGCAUGCCAGGAGCCCCUGGUGCAAAAGGUGAACCAGGAGCACCAGGACUGCCAGGCCCAGCAGGUAUUGCUACAAAAGGUUUAAGAGGACCCAUGGGACCACCUGGACCUCCUGGGCCUAAAGGCAACAAUGGAGAGCCUGGCUUGCCAGGUCCCCCAGGUCCUCCUGGUCCCCCUGGCCAAGCCACAAUCCCAGAAGGUUAUGUUAAAGGAGAGUCUCGAGAGCUAUCAGGAAUGUCUUUCAUGAAAGCAGGAGCAAAUCAAGCUCUGACAGGAAUGCCAGUGUCUGCCUUCACUGUCAUUCUCUCAAAAGCCUACCCUGGGGCAACAGUCCCCAUCAAAUUUGACAAAAUCCUGUACAACAGACAGCAACACUAUGAUCCCAGGACAGGAAUCUUUACCUGCAGGAUCCCUGGACUAUACUACUUCUCCUAUCAUGUACAUGCAAAAGGAACAAAUGUUUGGGUUGCACUCUAUAAAAAUGGCACCCCAGUCAUGUACACUUAUGAUGAAUACCAGAAAGGAUACCUUGACCAGGCCUCUGGCAGUGCUGUCAUUGAUCUCAUGGAGAAUGAUCAAGUGUGGCUCCAGCUGCCAAAUUCAGAAUCCAAUGGUCUCUAUUCCUCUGAAUACGUUCAUUCUUCUUUCUCAGGUUUCCUAUUUGCUCAGAUCUAACAACAUCCCACUUACAAUGUCCUGACACGCUCUCCUUCAGGACGUUUUAACUGGGCACUGAUGUAAUAUGUCCCUAGCAGGUCAUGUAA